Betta splendens (Siamese fighting fish) is the source of this 1524-nucleotide messenger RNA. It is a transcript of the gene alx3, whose product is annotated as ALX homeobox 3. Gene Ontology annotation, molecular function: DNA-binding transcription factor activity, RNA polymerase II-specific; RNA polymerase II transcription regulatory region sequence-specific DNA binding. The record is from RefSeq and is a predicted model, not a curated record. The coding region runs from base 80 to 1171 and encodes 363 amino acids. Gene Ontology annotation, biological process: regulation of transcription by RNA polymerase II. The transcript has 4 exons. NCBI's taxonomy places the organism in Eukaryota, Metazoa, Chordata, Actinopteri, Anabantiformes, Osphronemidae.
CUUACUCACCCUCUCACUCAGGCGCGCACACUGUCGGCGCCCGGUCGCUGCUGUCGAUCCUUUCUGCCGGACCCUGAAGAUGGAGACGGAGAGUUGUCUGCCGUUCUCCCCGCAGAGCAGCAGGAGAACGCCAGAAAACUCUCCGGGACUGGAACACGGGGUCUCUGGCUCCUUUCUCCCCUGCGAUGAGUUGCAGAAGCCUUCGCACCUCCCUCCUCUUCCUCACCGUCUGAGCCUGCGCGGGGACCUGUACGCCGCCGCCAUGGGGAGAUUUGGUGACGCUGCCGGGGACUUUACGCACGGCGCUGCGCCGGCGAACCCGCCGGUAUCACCGAGUAAACACAGCAAGUUCAUGGACAGUUUAAACCAGGAGCAGAAGGGCAAGCCGGCGUUUUAUGAGAACAACUCCGAAGUCAGAGACAAAGGAGCCCCCAAAGCCCUGAGCUACGCUGGGAUGGGCACAGACUGCUGUGGGAAGCUGAAGGAGCCCAGCAGCGGCUUACCAGUGGACUCCAUCGCCGACUCCAUCGACCUGUCGGGCAAGAACAAGAAGCGGCGCAACCGCACCACGUUCAGCACCUUUCAGCUGGAGGAGCUGGAGAAGGUGUUCCAGAAGACCCACUACCCCGACGUGUACGCCCGCGAGCAGCUGGCGCUGAGGACCGAGCUCACGGAGGCGCGGGUCCAGGUCUGGUUCCAGAACCGCCGGGCCAAGUGGAGGAAGCGCGAGCGCUACGGGAAAAUCCAGGAGGUCCGCAACCACUUCGCCGCUACGUAUGACAUCUCGCUUCUGCCCCGCCAUGACAGCUACCAGAUGCAGAGCAACCUGUGGCCCGGGGCGGCGUCGGGCCCGAGCGGGGGCUCGGGGGCCGCUUGUGUCCUGGGGCCUGACUCCAUCCCCUCGUCCUGCAUGAGUCCGUACUCCCACCCCCACAGCAACCUGCAGGGCUUCAUGGGCAUGCCCACGUCCUCCGGACACCCCCACCACCACCACCACCACCACCCGUCGCACCACCCCGGCAUCAAUGGCCUCUACUCGCUCCACAGCUUCCCCGGGGGCCUCGGGUCUCACUCAAUCGAAGGGCCCGACGCCGAGUACAAGCCAACGGGCCUGGUGGCGCUGCGGAUGAAAGCCAAGGAGCCGGGCAGCAUCCUCUCCUGGCCCACAUGACCACAACCAGCUGCCCGUCAUGCACUGAAUGAGCCAGAGUAUAAUCCAUUUCUGAACCGUACGCGGACCCGUCCGUCUCAGCGUCCGACUCCAACGUUUCCUCUAAACUAAGCCAACGCUGAGGCUUUUUACAGUUCAGAGGAUCAGGUCGACUUGAGCUUCGUGCACGAAAUCCGACACAUUAAUGAGAACGUUGUGGUUCCUUGUUUAUGUUUGAUAUCGCAUUGCUGAGACAAAAGAGGAAUGGUUAUUUAAGCAUGUAAAAAAUGUAAUUAUCAUAUCAGUUUGUGUUGUAUGUGAAUGUGUGUUGUGCUUUGCAGUCUGUCCAGUAAUAAAGGCAUCCAUCUAGUUCA